Molecule: messenger RNA, 11857 nt
Organism: Dunckerocampus dactyliophorus (ringed pipefish)
Lineage: Eukaryota; Metazoa; Chordata; Actinopteri; Syngnathiformes; Syngnathidae
Gene: mast4
Product: microtubule associated serine/threonine kinase family member 4
Exons: 25
Coding region: 3598-9813 (2071 amino acids)
Biological process (GO): intracellular signal transduction; peptidyl-serine phosphorylation
Molecular function (GO): ATP binding; protein binding; magnesium ion binding
Source: RefSeq, a predicted model, not a curated record
GAUAACAUACAUACACAUGUACUGUAUAUGUAUACACGUACAUGUAGUACCUAUAUCAUUGGUAAUAACAUACAUACACAUAUACUGUAUAUGUAUACACGUACAUGUAGUACCUAUAUCAUUGGUAAUAACAUACAUACACAUAUACUGUAUAUGUAUACACGUACAUGUAGUACCUAUAUCAUUGGUAAUAUUACCUUUUACCCUACUUAAGAACAAUUCCACUGUAGAACGGUCGUCUGGAACCAAUUGUGUUCAUUGGUUGGGGACUUAGUGUAUAUACACACAUACUGUAUAUGCCUUUUUUGUUUCAAACUGAUACACAUAACGAUAGCUUUCUGCUUCUCAAGAUCCAUGUGAUACCGAAUAUCUACUGAAUAACCUUUUUAUAUCUGCUUUUUGAAUUUAAGUGUAAGUGUCGUGUGUGCACACGUGGAGGUAAGAAGGACUGGAACAAACGAGGAUGUGACCAAGUGUACCUGUUGAAAUAUCAUGACAUCACUACUAUCAGGAGAACCAGAGUAUAGAGGGGGAGGAGCCACCUGCUGUGGCCCAGCAAGGUGCACUGUAUUCGGGCACACGCCGUGGGGGUCUCUGGCAAACCUUUUGCACUCUUCAAACGAUGCAGCGCUGGCGUUUCAGGGGGCUGAUCAGGUUUUUUGCUCCAUGGGAUUCACAAAAUGUCUUCCUCUUAAAGUGAGCUCAGGGGAAGUUACAAAAGGCUGUUCACGUCACAGGAAGGAGGGGGAAAAGGAGCACUUGAUUUGUUCACCUGCACCGUAUGGGUAACCUCGCGCCAUUGGAGUGUUUUUUUUUUUCCUUUUUAAUGAAUGGUUAUCGGAACUAUUUUUAAUGCUAUCAGAUUUAUUGGUAAAGCUGAUAAUGAUUGGUCCAAUAAUGAUUGUACACCCCUAACAAAUAUGAGUAUUUCUGUACGUGUAUAUAUUUUGGUGCACGUGAUGUAUCUCUUACUAUAAAACGUAUAACCUAGAUAUCAAAUGUAAUUGGUAAACUUUGAAACUACUUCACCACUUAAUGUUUGGCAGCAAACCCGGUUUCCUCCACCGCCACCGAAUCCGACCACUGUUUGGGCUAUCACGGGCGCGUGUCCCGCGUUUUGGCUAACGGGCCGACGCCCGACCUACAAUCACACCGUGAGCCGCAAAAACUCACUGCAUCCUGCCAAGUGACCGCCCCCCAAAUGCCGCAGCGAACUAAAGCUUUUUAAGGCGUGUUUUGCAGAGUGCAAAACUUAUAUCACUCUCAUGACGACAGGAAGACCCACACGGCAGGCACGCUCGUUUAGGCUUUGUGAUGGGAAAGUGGGAGGCAGAUGGUCGCUGUAGGCUGGUUGCGGCAAUGGGGGCGGAGCUGAUUGGCGUUCCGACUAUCAAAUCGGUUGACAAACAUUUCAAUUUGGACUACUGGUUUUACAUUUGACGUUUUCCAUUUGUCCACCAGAUGGCGCUACUCUUUCCCAUUGAAAGCAUGCAGAAAAGCAUCCUACCUUUGACUGUUUUCUGCAUGUUCAUACUGAAAUGAUUGGAUACUGGUGUGUUCAUACUGAAAUGAUUGGAUACUGGUGUGUUUAAGAAUAGUGGUGUUGUGUAAUCUGGCUGAUUGGAUAUUUUUAUUUUAGUCUGCAGUACUUUUAAAAGACUGAGUCUGAAUAUAAACAAUAUUUUUGCAGAGGUUUCGGGAAGCUGUUUUUUUUUUGUUAACAUAAAGGAGGUUUUGAAUUGGGACGGUCCCCCCUUGAAUGUGACUGCAGCCUGUUUUGAUUAACAACAAUGCUAACGUUUAUAGUAAAACAGCAGUUUGAGUCAGACAGUGUGCCAAUGGUGUCAUCACCCCCUCCCCCACCAUGCCAACCCCCCCACCCUCCUUCCUUCUGCUGCAAUGUUGCCUCCGUGUUCUCCUCUUUCAAGUGCUAAGUAGGAUUUGUGGCACAUCAAAGUGGUGGAGGAUCGGUCCGUCUGAGCGCCGUCUGCUUUGAUUCACGUAGCAAAGAGUGUCUGUUGGUGUUCAUCGUUGGGCACCAAGCACGGAGAUGUCUUUUCCACAUGUCUGGAUUUGUCUGAGUGCAGCAGUCGAAGACGUUUUGCUCGUCUUUUAUCCCCAGCGGAGCUCGUGGAAAGGUCAAAGUUUGCCACUCGUUAUACAUCUCGUCAUGGAACAGUACGAUAGAAAAUCAUCUCGGAUAUUUUGGGGGUGUCAUGAGGCACUCAGUUCGUGGUAUCUGUUUGAAAGAAAAGAUAUCGUGCGUCUCUUGUUAGCAUGUUGGAAAGCAGUUUUCCAAGGAAAACAAUGUCACAGUGCAUGAUGGAAUGCAUGUUGCCACUCAAUGAGCCACAGCUCUUCAGUGCCGGCAGCACUCGUGCGGCCUCUAAUGACGUAAUUACGUUGCUUGCCACUUGCGUUGCCAGCUAUUUAGGCAAGAAUGUGUUGCAUCGUCAGUGAAUCGUAGCUCUGCACGGCUCUGCAAGCUGUACUCUGACUACUCUGAAAGUAACUUUGUGUGGUAUUGCCCCCUUGCUUGGUGAAAUGUGAGGGGUGCACUGGCUGCCAGCUGGUGUUAUCAGCUUUCUAUUCUUUGCUCCACGUUUGACUUUGACCCCUGGCGAGCGUCAUGUCCAAUGUGGAACGCUGAAAGAGAGCAGAGCCAUAAUUAGAGCGCAGGCGGGCCAGCAGGGAGACAACGGCGUGGUCUUUUAUUCCCAACAAUGACGUCCAGCCACAAAAGGAGGCUGAUAGGCGAAGAGGAAGAAGAAGAAGCAGCAGCGGCGCUUAUCGGCCAGCGGCGAUAAGUCUGGCCCGGCGCUGGGUUCAACCGUUACAGCGUUCCACGGGGUCAAGCAAACGCUGACAAGGCGGCUUAUCUGGAUGACGCCGCGGCGUGUCCCAGACGGCUGUGGAAAGGUGUCGCAUGAGGACGCUCGAGGGGGUUUGCGCUCCCCGAGGACAACAUAAGAAGUCACGUGACCUCUCUUAUCUCGGCUGCUUUUAUUGCGUUGUGUUUUUUUCACUUUUUACGAGCUCAGACUUUGCACGUCCCUGUGAUCGCGUCCCCGUCCCAAAGGUACCAAAGGUUGUUGACGCCGCAGGGGGCGUCCCAAUGCCAAAUUCAACAUGGGCGUGACAGAAUUCUUGCCGCUGUGCAUCGUUGCCAGUGUGACAGAGUGUCCCGGUCUUUUGGCGUCUUAUCAGAGGCGGGCCAAAGGUGGCGAGAUGAGCGAGGCGGAAGCACCCGUGUCGCAGAGUGGAGGGCUGGAGGAGCUGGUGAUCUAAAGCCCAUCACUUCCACUCCCGGUUAAUACGCUGACCCGCUGGAUUCUUUUGGAGGCCAUCAAGACGAGGGCACGGCAGCAUCUGCUGAUGAUGCGUCCCCCCCUCCCCUCGGCAGUGGUACCUUCCUGUUACAUGAUAUGAAGCAUGGUGAGUGCAGGGAGCAGUUUGGAGACGGCAAACAACGAGUCAGCUGCUCUCAGACGUCGCAGCUCCUGACCCGGAUCACACACACACAUCCCUCGGGAUCCUCCUGGGAUUACGUCUUUUAUCCGUGAGAGGACGCCGUGUCCUCUGCCGCAGGUCGUGUUCAUGCCGCAGCUGCCCGCAGAGGUGCCCGUGCAGGGGAGGUUCACGCUGGAGGAGUUCUGCUGCUGCUGCUGCUGCAGCCGCGGGGGUCGCAUCUUGGUCAACCCCAAUUGCCGCCGCGUGUCCUCGACUGGUCCGCCCAAGCACCCGGGGCACCCGCCGCUCUGGCAAGACCCGGACGCCGUGUGGGAUUGUAGUGUUUGGUCGUCGCUGUGCAACUUUAACGUGCCGCAUUUCUUCGGCGGGGCUCGCCUGCGCCGCUCCAAAAGCUGCAGGACGAGCAACAGAAAAAGCCUAAUCGGAAGCGGACAGUCGACGGGUCUACCCCGACCACACUCACCCCUGUCGUCCUUGACAGGCACCAGUCCACAGGACAGUCCCAGAAACUUCUCUCCAAGUGCCUCUGCUCAUUUCUCCUUUGCACGAAGGAGCGAUGGUCGCCGCUGGUCACUGGCCUCCCUUCCCUCCUCCGGAUAUGGAACCAACACGCCCAGCUCCACAGUCUCUUCGUCCUGUUCAUCACAGGAGAAGCUGCACCAGCUGCCCUUCCAGCCCACGCCGGACGAGCUGCACUUCCUGUCUAAGCACUUCUGCACCGAGAACAUCUCCGCCGACGAGUGUCGGCGGGCGACGGCCAUGCGGCCGCGCUCACGCAGCCUCAGCCCUGGGAGGUCUCCGUCCUGUUACGACCACGAGAUCAUCAUGAUGAAUCACGUCUACAAGGAGCGCUUCCCCAAGGCCACCGCUCAGAUGGAGGAGAAGAUCCAGGAGAUCAUCCGCGGAAACUCUCUGGAGAGCGUCCUCCCGCUGGCGGACGGCGUGCUCGGCUUCGCCCACCAUCAGAUCAUCGAACUGGCACGCGACUGUCUGGAGAAGAGCCGCUUGGACCUCAUCACAUCCAGCUACUUCUGCGAGCUCACCGACAAGCUGGAGAGGCUCGUGCUGGAGUCCACAGAGCGGUCGGAGAGCGAGGAGGUCAACUUCAUCCGAGAUCUGGCCAAGAAGAUCCUCAUCGUGAUAGCUCGACCCGCGCGACUCCUGGAAUGUCUGGAGUUUGACCCUGAGGAAUUCUACCAUCUUCUGGAGGCGGCGGAGGGGCACGCCAAGGAGGGCCAGGGCAUCAAGACGGACAUCCCUCGUUACAUCAUCAGCCAGCUGGGACUGACGCGGGAUCCUUUAGAAGAGAUGGCCCAGCUGACCAGCUCGGACAGCGGCAUUGCAGAAACUCCAGAAACAGAAGACUGUUCUCAGAGCCUGAGCACGGCCCUGAGGAGCAGACGCAAGCCCUGUGAGCUGGACUUCGAGAUGACCAAACUCAUCAGCAAUGGCGCCUACGGCGCCGUCUAUCUGGUUCGCCACAAGGAGACCAAGCAGCGCUUUGCCAUGAAGAAGAUCAACAAGCAGAACCUGAUCCUGAGGAACCAGAUCCAGCAGGCCUUCGUGGAGCGUGACAUCCUCACCUUUGCCGAGAACCCCUUCGUGGUGUCCAUGUACUGCUCCUUCGAGACACGCCGCCACCUGUGCAUGGUCAUGGAGUACGUUGAAGGAGGAGACUGCGCCACCCUCCUGAAGAACAUGGGCCCCCUGCCCGUGGACAUGGCCAGGAUGUACUUUGCGGAGACGGUGCUGGCGUUGGAGUAUCUGCACAACUACGGCAUCGUACACCGAGACCUCAAACCCGACAACUUGCUGGUGACAUCGAUGGGUCACAUCAAGCUGACGGACUUCGGUCUGUCCAAGGUGGGGCUGAUGAACAUGACCACCAACCUCUACGAGGGACACAUCGAGAAGGACGCCAGGGAGUUCUCCGACAAGCAGGUGUGCGGGACGCCAGAGUACAUCGCCCCUGAGGUGAUCCUCAGGCAAGGCUACGGCAAGCCGGUGGACUGGUGGGCCAUGGGCAUCAUCCUCUACGAGUUCCUGGUGGGCUGCGUGCCUUUCUUUGGCGACACGCCGGAGGAGCUGUUUGGGCAGGUCAUCAGCGACCAGAUCAACUGGCCCGAGGGAGAGGAAGCUCCGCCUCCUGACGCCCAGGAGCUCAUCACUGUGCUGCUCAGACAGAACCCUCUGGAAAGGAUGGGCGCAGGUGGCGCCGCCGAGGUGAAGCAGAACCUCUUCUUCCACAACCUGGACUGGAAUGGCCUCCUGCGGCAGAAGGCAGAGUUCAUCCCCCAGCUGGAGUCCGAGGAAGACACCAGCUACUUCGACACUCGUUCUGAGCGCUACCACCACCUGGAGGCGGAGGAGGACGACACCAACGACGAGGACUUCAACGUGGAGCUGCGGCAGUUCUCAUCGUGUUCCCACCGCUUCUCUAAGGUGUACAGCAGUCUGGAUCUGUGUCGUGGACACGUGGAGGAGAAAGGAGACGCUGAGGACAAGAAGAUGGAGAGCCCCCUGACUGUGGACUCUCUCAGCUGGACUCCAGACUUCACAGAAAUGCCGUCCCUGUCCCACUCCGCCGAUGGCGACUCCUUGAACCAGAGUCCUCGUCCCACACUACUCCCAAAGUUGGCUGUCUCGGCCGAGAGCGAGGCGGACGAGUCGUCCGGUCUGGGCGACCCGAGCAAGACGUCCUUCUCCAUUGGGGAGCUGCCAGGAGACGAGCCGAACGCCACCACGCCGGGGAGCACCCGCAGCGGGGCCACGCUCUCAGGAAGCUUCUCUGAACAUCUGGACCAGCUGACGCCCAGAGGGGAGAGUCCAGACAGGGGUGGGGACCAGGGGACGCUGACGGGCCCUCUGAGGCCAGAGGAGAAGCCCAGAGCGCCCCUGAAGGUCCCAAAGUCCAUCUCUACCGGCGCCCUGUCCCUGAUGAUCCCCCCAGAUUUAUUUGGUGCGUCUCCGCUAGCCAGCCCGCUGUCCCCUUACUCGCUGUCAUCAGAUCCCUCCUCUCGAGACUCCUCCCCCACCCGAGACACCUCCUCCCUCUUCGCCAGCGCCGCCCGGCAGCCGGUGGUCAUCCACAGCAGCGGCAAGAAGUUUGGCUUCACGCUGAGGGCCAUCCGCGUCUACGCCUGCGACAGCGACGUCUACACCGUCUACCACAUGGUGUGGAACGUGGAGGACGGUGGACCGGCGCAGACGGCUGGACUCAGAGCAGGAGACCUCAUCACGCACGUCAACGGCGAGCCCGUCCACGGUCUGGUCCACACGGAAGUGGUGGAGCUCCUCGUCAAGAGCGGCAGCAAGGUGUCCAUCUCCACCACGCCCUUUGAGAACACGUCCAUCAAGCGAGGCCCCGCCAGGAAGAACAGCUACAGGAGCAAGAUGGUGCGAUGUGGCAAGAAGGCCAAGAAGGAGAAGACACCAGAGAGGCGCCGUUCUCUUUUCCGGCGCUUCGCCAUGCAGCCGUCUCCGCUGCUUCACACCAGCCGCAGCUUCACCUCGCUCAACCACUCGCUUUCAUCUGGCGAGAGUCUCCCCGGCUCGCCCACCCACAGCCUGUCCCCGCGCUCGCCCACCGCCGCCUUCCGUGCCGCCCCUGACUUCGCCCCCUCAGGUGGGCCGCCUCUUCUGCACGUUCACCCCCUCCCCCCAAUCGGUGCGUGUGUGUGUCCUCCAUUGACGUUUCCUUGCGGACUUCCAGGUGGCAACUCCUCCCAGAGCAGCUCCCCCAGCUCCAGCGCCCCCAACUCUCCCGCGGGCUCGGCCCACAUCCGGCCCAGCACCCUCCACGGCCUGGGCCCCAAGCUGCCGGGUCAGAGGCUCCGUCAGGGGCGCCGCAAGUCCGCCGGGAGCAUUCCUCUGUCUCCUUUGGCCCGCACGCCGUCACCCACCCCCCAGCCCACGUCCCCUCAGCGCUCGCCCUCCCCGCUGCUUGGUGGACACUCUGUGUCCAUUUCCAAGAGCGCCCAAGCCUUCCCCGCCAAGAUACACUCCCCGCCCACAAUCAUCCGCCACAUUGUGCGUCCUAAAAGUGCCGAGCCGCCACGCUCACCCCUCCUCAAACGGGUGCAGUCUGAAGAGAAGCUGUCCCCAUCCUACGCAGGCGACAAAAAGCACCUUUGUGCCCGUAAGCACAGCCUGGAGGUCACUCAGGAGGAGGCACAGGAUCAGGAUGACUGCGAUGAUGGGACGCCCGUCGCGGAGGGGAACGCUUGCGAACUUGCGGCAGCGAUCACGCGUGUGCGUCCCGUGGAGCAGGGCUGCUUGAAGAGGCCGGUGGCCCGUAGGGACGGGCGCCAGGACUCUGCGGAGGAAGCCGACAAGGAGGUGAAGAGGAGACAAGACUCCCUGCCGGAGUCUGAUUUGCCCGUUUGCGACGAGCACUUGUGGACUCCAAACAAAGCUUGCCCCGAGUCCGCCAGCAUUACCCUCAAGGACGUCCUCUAUAAGAAACUCAGCAGCCGCGCUUUGGACGGCGCCAGUGACUCGUCAGCCGGCAGCGGCGACGGCGAGUGGACGCAUCCUCGACAGACGAAAGACUCCAAGCAGGACUUCAAAGCUCCCAACACGGACUUCACCAGGAAGAGGCUCUCCUUUGAAGAGCGAGAGGACUUGGUGUGUCGCCUCUCUCCCGGCAUCCACGACAACCUUCAUUUUGGUCCCUCCAGGUCCAAGAGUCUCCAGCUGGACGCCGCGUCUCAUGAGCACAUGAAGGCCGGACUGGGUGGCGUCCACCCGGGCCCUGAAGGUCUGGCUCCCAAGAUGUUCUCCGGGCGAGGGGAGAGCGCCGUGGAAAAGCUGCAGCUCAUCUCCUCGGGCGAGUGUCCUCUGAGAAAGACGUCCUCUGAGUACAAACUGGAGGGACGCCAUGUGUCCUCCCUCAAGCCUCUGGAGGGCACCCUGGACAUCGGCCUGCUGUCUGGGCCCAGGAUCUCCAAAACUGACCCAUGUUUGUCCAAAAUGGCAGAGUGCAAGAUAGUCUCUCCUCCCGUUUGGCUCCAGAACGCCACUGAGCGACAGAUGAAAGCUCCAGAGAAACCCAGAAGCUCCCUGAGCUGCCCCCCGAGCACCGAGACCUCUCCAAAGACGUUCCCCAAAGACCUCCUGCUCACUGAGAAGACGAGACACGACUGCUCGAGCUUGGCCGCGAAACAGGAGAGCAGAACCUGCAUGAAGGUCACGUCAUCCCGACACAGCUCCCACUUCUCCUGUGGGAAGACGCCCUCCAUCCGGGAGGUUAGCAACGAAGACCAGGAGGAUGAAGACCAGGAGGUGCCGUCUGCUGACAGUCUGCAGUUGGCAAGAUGUGGUCAAGCUGGUUCUGAAACAGAGAAAGAGCUGCAAACAUCAAACAUGAGCUCCUUAGAUGUUUCUGGCACUCCAUCAACAUCUGGUUCUGGACCAGAGUUACAAACCUGCAGCUCAACCUCAGCAGCUCAUAACUCUCCAGCUCGUCACGACAGCGAUGACUCAGCCUUGAAGGACGGGAUUAGCACAUGUGGUCCGGAUCCAGAAGCGGUUCCAAGGAGAGAACUCUGCAGCGCGUCUGCGGGCGGCGUGCUGGUGUCGAAGGAAGACCGCCUCCUGUCGGACCAUCAGGGGACAGAAGGUGGUUCAGAGAUGGUUCCAGAAGAAAAGGUCCAGCAGGUUGCAGAACACUGCACCCCCGCAAAGCAAGAUGGCGUCACAGUGAGCAUCGAAACAACGUCAGGAUGCACAGUGGGGCCCCAACCGCCGCCCACGGGGGACCUGCGGGCCAACCACGCCCCAGUCGCUAAUAACAUUCCCAAUCUCAAACUCUUACUUCCAGAAUCGCUUCUCGCUUCUGGAGCUGCCAUGUUGCCCUCUGGGGGCGUUCACAUGGAAAACUCUGUGCAGGCUCCGCCCCCCAGCGCCAGGCAACCGGAACCCAAAUCAGUAGCGGCCGGCCCUCCUGUGGUCAAGGACGGCACAGAAUCAAAGUCCAAACCCCGGGUGGUGGCGCCUCACAAGCCAUCUGGGGCACCGCCCAAACAUAAAGACCCCUCCCCUAAGAAACAGCCCCCGCUCAUUAAGGAGUACCACGACUCCAAACCAAAACGCACAACGUCACCACACAACCAGUCUGGACCGGAGGCGGCGAGCGGCGCGGCAGCCCGCCUCUCUGAGUCCACAGACGCCACCACGAGGGGGCCGCCCCCCGACAAGGCGUCGAAGCAGGCAGAGAAGAAGAAACACGAGGGCGCGUCCGCACCAAGGAGCGCAAAACGGGACACGUCCAGGUGUGGUGCCACGGACAAAGAAUCCGGCAAAGGGAAGACGGCGCGUGCGACUUCCUGUCCCAAAAAGUAACAUUUCACGCAGACUUUUAGCGAGCUUCUUCAUGCCUUUUUUCCUUUGGAUGGACGACCGGACAAGCUGUUACGCGUCAUCGGCAACGCUCUCCCGCGCUUCACCGAUGUGGAGGGGGGCCGCCCACAAGGUGCCAUAAAGCUUUGUUUCCAAUUGCAAUCGUUGUUUUAAUGCAGUAGAGCUGCCGUGUUGCGUACGUAGCCACGGUUUUAAACGCCACGCGCCACUUCCUGUGCAUGCAGUGACAUCGUCACGGCUGGAGCGGCCUCAGAUGACCAGCCUGGGGUUUGACCACAUUCCUGGGACGGGUGGUGGAAAUAAAUUGCGGGCUCACGAGGUGUACCUUCAUUUGUCUUCUACGUCAACAAGUCACAUGGUCACCUGGAGGCGGGAAAAUGUAGCAUUUCACUGGAAAACUGAGGCUGAGAAUGUGCUCAUUGACACCCGUGGCGUGCAGUACGCAUGCGCUUUUCAGGAAUGAAUGACGGCCCCCCUCAAGAGGGCCCCCGUUGGUUAAGAAGACCUCACGUGGCUUCAAAGUGCCAAGGAGUAUGAGAGACGCUGACAAGGACAAACUGUCCAAAUAGCAGAAUAACGCGGUAGAGUUAGCAACAUUAAGGUGGAAAGUCCUGAGAGGGAAGUUGCAAUGCUAGGAUUCAAAAAAAGUCUCAAAUUAUGAGAAAAAGGUGUCAAAUUGGGUGAAAAAUACAUUAGAGCAUCCAUCGCACCAUUACUGUACCAUUACCGUAAUACCUGCCUUCCAUCGCACCAUUACCGUAAUACCUGCCUUCCAUCGCACCAUUACCGUAAUACCUGCCUUCCAUCGCACCAUUACCGUAAUACCUGCCUUCCAACUUUUUUUUGUCAAAGCACAACUUGAUUCUGGGAUUAAAAAAAAAAAGUCUUCUCACGAGAGGACGUCUUUUUUUUUUUUUUUAUUUAUGAAAAACGUGACUUCCCAUAAGAUGACAUCUUGUUUAGUUAACAAAUGGUUAACCUUUUUUCUUACGAUUUUGAAAUGUUUUCCAUAAAAAUAUUUUAUUAGGAUUCUGACUUUGUUCUCUGUCGAACAUUCUCGUUGCAUGAUGACUUUUUUUCAGGACAAAGAUGUCUUCUUAAGAUGACGCCUUUUUUGUGGAUAAAACAACUUUUCUCUCCUGGUUUUGACUUCUUUUGUCAUAAAACAACUUUUGUCGGAUUCGACUUGAUUCUGUCAAAAAGCAUCGUGGUAAGGUUGGCACUUUGAAAGAAAUUUCUGGUAAAAUUGCAACUUUAUUCAUGAAAAGUAACAUUUUUGUAGAGGAUUACUUUUUGGUAAAAUGAGCACUUUCGGUGGGGGAAAUGUUUCACAUCAAAUGGAAGAAAAAUGCGUCACAUGACAUGACGAGGAUGUUGUCAUGGUUACGAAUACUCUUUGCUUUGAAGUUUAAAUGUCCCUUUUUUUUCUUGUUGAACGGAAGCGUCAAGCAGGAAAGGACGUCCUUGAGACUGAUUGUUGAUUUAAAGCGUGGCGGUGAGAAGAAGAAGAAGAAGAAGAAGAAGAAAAGCACCUUAGAAAUAAAGGAGGAAGGCGUGGUGGAGAGUGACUGAGUUAUUGUUGACAGAAUGAAAGGUACCAACCAACCAACCAACCAACCAACCAACCAACCAACCGUGUGAAAGCACAUAGCUUGUUUGUUUAGCAGGCUUGUACAUUUUGUAUAGCGUCUAUUUUGCCAAAUCUGUGUGUGUAUGUUGUGCGUCACCUCUGAUGUUUGUCGUCAUCGUGCGAGCGGGCCGUGACGUCCAGGACCUUUCCAGAGUUGUUGGGUCUGGUGUGGUGUGGUGUGGUGGUCUUGUUUCCACUGUGCAAACACUAACUAGCGUUAGACGGGAUGUUUAUUCUUUUGUCUUUUUAGAAAAUGUGCAAUAAAGAUGUGUGUUUUGUUUUGUAUUUUGCCCAAGAAAAGCUCUAUGGAUGUCAUAGAUGUUGUAUAUUCAAGAAAAAACAGAUAUUUAUAUACUUCUAAUGUUGCGUCAUACUGAGAAUAAAGACAAAUGAUGA